This is a messenger RNA of Toxorhynchites rutilus septentrionalis, 2778 nucleotides long. Its product is annotated as general transcription factor 3C polypeptide 3. Gene Ontology annotation, cellular component: transcription factor TFIIIC complex. Gene Ontology annotation, molecular function: protein binding. NCBI's taxonomy places the organism in Eukaryota, Metazoa, Arthropoda, Insecta, Diptera, Culicidae. Gene Ontology annotation, biological process: transcription by RNA polymerase III. The record is from RefSeq and is a predicted model, not a curated record. The transcript is spliced from 2 exons. The coding region runs from base 108 to 2759 and encodes 883 amino acids.
UUUUGAUCACAAAUGUUUAUUAAAAAUCGUAAGAAUCAGCAUUGGAAGUUUAGUGUAUCACCGGUUCGCUAUAGCUUUGAAAAAGUUUGAUAAAUUACGGAACGAGAAUGUCAUCCACCGAAGUUUCGGAUGCGGAUGGGGUUGUUAUCGAGGAACUGGACGAACUGCAAUUGGAUCCACGAGAGCUGUCUCAGUUCGUGGAAGCAAGUUCCAUACCACUCCCCGGCGAGCCUGGUAUGUCUAUUAUCAUACCACCACGUCGUCGGUCCCGUCGUUCUACUGUGGGCUCGGUUCCCUCCGAGUCAGAAACGGACGAUGAGAGUCCACAGCAAAAAGAGAUGUGGAUUAAGAAAUUUGUGAACGGUGAGAUUAGUUACACUGAGUAUCAAUCCAAGAUGCAAAUGAAGGGAGAUCUGGAGCUCGAGGAUGAGGAAAUAGGACCGAAACGGAAGACAACCAAGAAGUCGACCGUGUUCGAUAAGGAUUACAGUUGCGCAAGAAGGGACGCAUUGAAGGGAAACUUUCAGGGGCCGCAGCAUGUGAAAGUCGACGGCAAGGUCUCAAUGAAACGUAUCAGAAGAUUUCUUCCACCUGCUUUGCAAGGUUUGAUGGGACAAGCUAAUUUGUGUUACGCAAGAGGCGACACGGAAAUGGCUAAACAGUUGUGCUUGGAAAUUGUCAGACAAGUACCACUGGCUCAUGAACCAUUUAUUACCCUAGCGCAGAUUUACGAAACCGAAGAUCCUGAAAAAUAUUUACAAUUUUCGUUGAUUGCUGCUCACUUGAACCCCUCGGAUGUUGAGCAGUGGGUUCGGAUUUCUGAGAUCUCCGAGGAGCAGGGUAAUAUUGAUCAAGCCUUGAUGUGCAACGCUCGGGCGAUAAAGGUGGAUCCGAAAAACUUCGAUUUGAGAAUGAAAAGAGUUCAACUGCUCGAGAAAAAGGGCGAAGAAAAACAAGCUUUUAGGAGUUAUUUUGCAAUGCUACCUUAUAUUCCCAAAGAGCGGGGAGAGUUUCUCGUUGAAACCGCGAAACGUUUGGCAAAGAAGUUUCAUGAAGACAACAAUAUAGUGGCGGCUAUGGAAUCAAUGAAUAGAGCCUACGUGACGGUACCGGAACUAUUUAGUGUGGAAGAUACUAACCUUUUUUUGGAAUUGUUGAUCUCAACUGGGAACUAUCGACGGGCUUUGGAUGUGUUGAUGGCACAUACUGACGUAGAAGUACACGAAAUAAUCAAUGAGACUGGAGAAAACUCAAGUAAUCAUUCGAUUUAUACAGUGGUUAUCCCUGCGGAAAUGAUCUUGGAUUUCAGAACCAAGCUUGCGGUUGUGUUGAUUCAUUUAAAGUGCGAACACUUGUUCGAUAUGAUUGUUCAAAAUAUUUUCGAUCACAUAAAUGUUGAGGAAGCGGGAGAUUGCUAUCUAGAUAUUGCUGAAUCGCUGAUGAAGGAAGAGCACUAUCACUUCGCAUUGAGACUGUUGGUGCCCUUGAUAAAAAGUGAAAAUUUCUCGCUGGCUGCUGUUUGGUUACGAUAUGCUGAUUGUUUACGUGCAAUCGGUGAUUACAAUGAGUCUAUCAAGGCCUACAAAAAGGUCGUUUCGUUGGCACAGCACCUGGAUGCCCGAUUGACACUUUCAGCGUUGCUGAAGCAGCAAGGCAAUUAUGACGAGGCUUUGAAAGCACUGGAGCAGGAUCCGGUAACAGAUGUGAUGGAUGUUGAGUUGCUAUAUGAGCGUUGUCUUAUGUUGAAAGAAAUCGGUCGAUUCGAUGAGUUUCUGUCGUCUGGUUUUAUGCUUCUGAUGCGACAUUGUAUCCCACUGAGGAGUCGGCUGGAAAUGGGGGCAGCCAUCACGGUCGUUCGUUACAGUGACAUGGUAAAAAGCAUCGAGGAAAUAAAAGCCUCCAGUCGCGAUAAUUGUGAUGAAAUUAUGCCGGAAUUUUCACGUUCGGAAAACGAGCCAUCCGCUGAGACGGAGUGGGAACUUGUUUUGAGUUUGUUGCAAGUGGCAGAUUACAUGAAAAAUUAUGUUUACUUCCAAAAGUUGAUUUUUACACUCUGUACCGCGAAGCGGUUUCAGGUUUACCGUUCCGAGUUAUUAUGCUUGGCGCUGUAUGCUUGUCUAUACAACAGAGAUCCGGCUUUUGCGUACAAUUUGAUCCGAGACCGCGUUAAUCGCGAAAAGAACCUCAACAAUCCUAAACUGUGGAAUCUUUUCAAUAUAGUCGUUCUGGUAACCGGUGACAUACGCUACAAUCGAUAUCUAAUGCGAUUGUUUGAGCGAGUCCCAAAUAUUGAUCCAAAUGUACGGAUUUUGCAAGCAAAUUAUCAUUUAAACGCUGGUACAUACAAAUACGCUCUGAAUGACUACAGCAAAAUAUAUCAGAAAACAGGGGAUCCGAUACAUGCGAUGCUCAUUGCGGUCACACUAACCCAGAUCGCGUGCCAAAAGUUUACCAACAAAAAGCAGGCGGUGGCAUCGCAAGCUAUUGCUUUCAUGGACAAAUAUCGUAAAGGUAGAACUGCGGAGGUGGCCAACGAAAUUCACUAUAACGUAGGACGGAUGUAUCAUCAGCUGGGACUGCACAGUAUGGCGGUGGAACACUACAAAAAAGCUCUGAAGGUGACCAACCAGUUGAUCAAAGACAAUGCACAGUAUUUGGAUCUGCGGGCUGAGAUCGCUUUCAAUUUAAGCAGUAUUUAUAGGAGCAACAAUAAUUUUGAUUUGGCUAGGAAAUAUCUUUUCGAAUAUAUUGAGGUUUAACUAAAGUUCCGUUCACUGA